This is a messenger RNA of Zonotrichia albicollis (white-throated sparrow), 1047 nucleotides long. The record is from RefSeq and is a predicted model, not a curated record. Lineage: Eukaryota; Metazoa; Chordata; Aves; Passeriformes; Passerellidae.
AUGGGGUGGUGGUGUUGGGCCCUGAUGCUGGUUUUAGUCUCCUGGCAUAGUAGAAACCUUAGCUUGUGGCUGUGGGUCUUGAUGUCCUGCCUCCCUGAGGUUAACCCCUGCCUGCUCUGCUUUGGGCCCCCUAUUCAGCGGGCACGGCUUUGCCAUGAGAUUACUGGGGCCUUUGUCGAUGAGCUCAGACAUAAAAAAUGCAUUGAGGCCAUUGUUGAGGCUUCUAAACCACUUGCCUCUGUCACUGUAGCAUCAGGACAGCGUGAGGAGCUUCGGGAGAUCGUCAUGGAUGCCAUGUAUUCUCUAGAGGAGCGAUGGAAGAAGUCCCUGAACAAGUCUCUGCAGGAAGCUGUCAACAGAAUCUGGAAGAAGCUGAGCGAGCUGGAAAAAGUUCCAGCCUGUGUCCCACCCUGUGGAUUCCAGCCAGCUGCCCGUGUGUUCCAGUGUGCUACCUGCCGCUUCGUGGACUGUCAGUUUGCCCUGGACUGCCCAGUGCAGGACCUGUGGACCUACACAGAUGAAACCAUCGUGCUGCGCUGCACUGUGCCUUUCCACAUCCCGCCCGGCGUGCCUGUCACCUGGUUGUUUGCCCCAAAUCUGCGCACACAGGACAUGGCACUGUUCAAGGAGCUCAAGGGGAAUCCAGAGAAGCCCUUCAGUCUGACCAUUGAGGAACCUGCUCCAGGAACCGUUGCCUGUCGCCUGGGGGAGCAAACCAAGCCCAUUAUCCGCAAGUUCUUCUACCUCAAUGUGUCAGUGGGAAGCGUGGAGGAAGAGAAAGGACUGCAGACUCUGUUCAGCACUGUGCUGAAGUCGGAUGACAAGACACCUACCCACAUACCAUACCUGGGGCUGGCUCUGGGUUUUGGCUCCAUGGCAUUAGUUCUGCUACUUCUGCUUCCCCCAAAUACAGACCACUCUCCUGUUUCAUGCACCCCAGAACACACCAGCUGCUCCAAACCCUGCCCCACAGCAGUUCCCCUCCAUGGGGACCUUGGGGCUGCUCUGCUGCCCCACCCCAAGCCAGGCUGGGCUGGAGCAGAUUAA